Molecule: messenger RNA, 1269 nt
Organism: Postia placenta MAD-698-R-SB12
Lineage: Eukaryota; Fungi; Basidiomycota; Agaricomycetes; Polyporales; Adustoporiaceae
Exons: 16
Coding region: 11-1195 (394 amino acids)
Molecular function (GO): agmatinase activity; metal ion binding
Source: RefSeq, a predicted model, not a curated record
AUUGUCCACUAUGUCCUGGUUACCUCUGAGUCGGAUGACUCGGCAUAUUUUGUGUCUUAUACCUGUUACGCUUGCAGUCAGUGCUCUGGCAGUACAGGAACAUUUUUCUAUGGGAACGCUUCGCACGGACAACCACACCAUACUACCGCAUCCGUCAGACGUGUGGUCGCAGGAAGCGUGGAAUGGACUCACCACCUUCGCGGGUGCGCAACCGUUGCGUUGUUUUGGCGCCGAUGUCGGUGUACAGUACGAUGUUGCCGUAAUCGGUGCGCCUUUUGACACAGCUACGACUUACCGAUCUGGGACUCGCUUUGGUCCGAAUGGCAUCCGGCAAGGCGCUCGGCGUCUUGGAAUAUCGAGGAUCAACGUUCCGAUGAAGGUCCGCAUCACUGACCACCUAGAAGUGGUGGACUGCGGCGACGUUCCGAUGGUAUUUAUCGAUAAUAAAGUUGCCCUGCGCCAACUGGAAUCAGCCACCGCAGAGCUGCUCUCGAAGACAAGCCUGCGUACGUAUGAAGGCGAUAGUUUAGCAAAAGACGGCAAGUUCCACCCCAGGCUGCUGACUCUGGGUGGUGACCACACUAUAACACUAUCCUUAUUACGGGGUUUGGCGAAAGUGUAUGGACCGCUUAGCGUCGUCCAUUUCGACAGUCAUAUCGAUACUUGGAAGCCGACUCGUGCGCCGGAUAGCCCUUGGUUGCCUGAUGAGGAACUACCAGUCACGCACGACAAUUACUUCUGGCACGCGCACGAAGAAGGAUUGCUCGCGCCGAACCAUUCAAAUAUCCAUGUUGGAAUCCAUGGCGCGUUGGAUAGUUGGCAAGACUACGACGAUGACUACGAGGCGGGCUUCGUGAUUAUCCAAGCUGAAGAGAUCGAAGAUGUAGGCUACCAAGGAAUAGUCGACAAGGUUCGACAAGCCGUGGGAGAUAAUCCUGUAUACAUAUCAUUUGAUAUAGACGUGAUUGAUCUGGGCAUGGCACCUGCCACCGGAACGCCUGAGAUUGGAGGAUUCACUACUAGAGAAGUCAGGAAGAUUCUGAAAGGCCUUAGCGGUCUCAAGAUCGUAGGGGCUGACAUCGUAGAGGUUGCGCCAGGCUAUGACACACAAGCGGAGAUCACACAGAUUGCUGCAGGCAACAUCGGAUGGGACCUCCUCGCUCUGAUGGCGAAGACACCCCUAGUACGAGGCUGAAGCUAGAUAGCUGGGGUAGCUAUACAACACGUGUAACUCGGCUGUGUCGAUCGAGGCCGCCUUGCUCUCGUUCU